AUGGACUUCCAUUCUCCCGCCACACGCAUUGAUCCAUUGCUCGAUGCCUUCUAUAUAUCGGAUUUCAUAUCGGAAGAUGAGGAGACCAGGUUGAUCCAAAAGGUCCAAUCAGCUCCCCUACCACGCUGGACUCAUCUCUCUCAUCGCCGCCUCCAAACGUGGCCAUCAGCACUCACAAAAUCCGACACUCUUCUCUUAUCGCCACUACCACCAUGGUUAACAGAUCCUAUCAUUCACCGUUUUAAUGAUCUGAGCAUCUUUGCUGCCACCCCACAUGGCGCGCCGAAUCAUAUCCUGGUCAACGAGUAUCAGCCAGGACAGGGAAUCAUGCCCCACGAAGACGGCUCGGCCUAUUACCCUCUGGUAGCUACUAUAUGCCUUUUCAUGGGCAGCCGCAAUUUCGUAUCCUCCAGGAACGACGAAGCCUAUUAG
Molecule: messenger RNA, 432 nt
Organism: Penicillium pulvis
Lineage: Eukaryota; Fungi; Ascomycota; Eurotiomycetes; Eurotiales; Aspergillaceae
Exons: 3
Coding region: 1-432 (143 amino acids)
Source: RefSeq, a predicted model, not a curated record